Messenger RNA from Rosa chinensis, 828 nucleotides. RefSeq lists its product as uncharacterized. The transcript has 2 exons. Lineage: Eukaryota; Viridiplantae; Streptophyta; Magnoliopsida; Rosales; Rosaceae. The coding region runs from base 1 to 828 and encodes 275 amino acids. The record is from RefSeq and is a predicted model, not a curated record.
AUGGCGCUGGCAGCUUUCAAGCAAGGACUCCUCAAGGGGGCAUUCCUCUAUCAUCUUAACUAUAAACAUCCAAAAGCCGCGUAUGAUCAUGUCAUGAGCGAGGCUGUGAUCUAUGCACAGGCAGAGUUCAUCACAUACAGAGAAACUCUACCACCUCUGCUGACACUAGCAAAGUCCACUCAGCCUUCAUCCAGUCAUCAGGAAACCCUAACAAGGCCCCUGCCACGUCGCAAACUGAUAAGAAGAGAGAGUGGCAACAUGGUAGCUACCAGAGCAAGUGUACAAGGAUCAAAUUCCGCCACCACCCCAAGAAAGUACCCAAGGGUGAGUAAACCCAGAAACACAGGCAAGUGGUGUAAGUACCAUGAGGACAGCGGGCACAAUACCAACAACUGCAAUGCUCUCAAAACAGUUAUCGAGACUUUGUACCGAGAUGGUAAAAUGGAACAAUUCAAGGUGCGCCAACCACCACCCGUGAUCACCAACAUUGAACCCAUGGGUCGUAGCAACACCAUUGAUGGUGGUACCCCAAUCACCAACAUGUCUCAUAGGGCGAAAAAACGCUACGCACGUGCUAACCACCCCAAAGAAGUGUGCAACAUCCGUUAUGAAAGGUCCGCUAAGCUCCCAAAAUCUGGUUGGGCGCCCUUUUCCUUCUCAGAGGAGGAGGAGAGCGGAGUACAUCUACCCCACGAUGAUCCAUUUUUGAUCGACAUCGUACCCGACAGAUGGUCGGUGGGAAGAGUCCUUGUUGACAGUGGGUCUGCUGUAAAUGUCAUCUUUAAUGGUUGCUACAAUAAACUUCAGUGGAAUAGAAAACUACUAUAG